AUGUUGGGCCAUGAAGGUGGCAAAAAGAAGCUCCUGAAACACCCCAAGAAGCAGGCCAAGGAGAUGGACAAGGAAGAUAAGGCUUUCAAGCAGAAACAAAAAGAGGAGCAGAAGAAACUCAAGGAGCUAAAAGCCAAGGCCACAGGGAAGGAACCCCUGGCCACAAGUGGAAUUAAGAAAUCUGGCAAAGGGCUAGAAUGA
Molecule: messenger RNA, 201 nt
Organism: Cricetulus griseus (Chinese hamster)
Lineage: Eukaryota; Metazoa; Chordata; Mammalia; Rodentia; Cricetidae
Source: RefSeq, a predicted model, not a curated record